Molecule: messenger RNA, 1210 nt
Organism: Saccoglossus kowalevskii
Lineage: Eukaryota; Metazoa; Hemichordata; Enteropneusta; Harrimaniidae
Product: axin interactor, dorsalization-associated protein-like
Biological process (GO): determination of ventral identity
Cellular component (GO): membrane
Molecular function (GO): phosphatidylinositol binding
Source: RefSeq, a predicted model, not a curated record
CCACCCAAACACAGAAUUGUUGAGGAUUUUCUGCUGCAUUGUGUGGUUUUCGAGCGAACAGACUGUUGCAAAGUGAAAACAAUAUAAUUCACUGUGAGUCGACACCAUUUUGCCUGCCAUCGCCGGUGACAAAACAGGAUACAUCAUCGACAGCGGAGCAACACAACCUUUCUGUUGCAAGGGAGCAACAGCAACACAAACUACGGUUGAAUCAUAAAUCGGUCUGAAGUGCUAUCCACAAUACUAUACACAUUGUUAUCCGAGUAAAAAGUACGCUCCCCUGAUCUAAAUAGAAUUUGCUGACAAUCACAUCAUGAGUGAAAAAAGCAAGUUAAUUUCCCGAUGGCGAGGAACGUUCACAAAAGGGACCGAUUUUGACUCGUGGGGGCAGCUGGUGGAAGCAGUCGACGAAUACCGAAUGGUGUCUAGGCAGUUGCACAAAGAAGCAGCAUCAAGUACAAGUCCCUUUACAGAUGACCAAAAGAAAAACUUAUCCAAGAUUGCUACAUGCUUAGAACUGAGAAGUAGAGCAUUACAGUCGCCUCAUUCAGUUGAUGGAUUUACUUUGGAACAAUUGAAGAGAGUAGAACCAGUAUUCACAACCCUUGCAAGGCAAGGUGCAUAUGAGUUUCCAGUUUCAGUACCAUCAACUCCGCUAAGACCACCUCCACUUUUAGAAAGUGGACAAAUAAAUGAUUUAGAUGUAGAUGAUGAAGAGGAUGAAGAUGAUGAGAGAUUAGCGAUGUCUGCUAGCGGUGGCAGCAGUUGUGAACCUUUUACUACGAGUACCAGUAUCAAAACAACUACUAUACAAAGCAGUGCUACAUCUACUUAUAGAUCGGGUAACCUUCUACCAAGAAUUCCUCAUGAGCCCAAAAUGACAUUGGUAACAUUGAGAGUUGAAAAACUUGGGUUAAAAAGUGCAAGUUCGCAUAUUGAUCCAUAUAUAACAAUAUCAGUCAAAGACGUAAGUGGUGUUGAUUUAACACCUAUUCAAGAAACACCAGUAGCUGUAAGAAAAGAAGAUUUAUAUAUUCAUUUUGAUGCAGAUAUAGAACUACAGAAACCAUUAGAAAAACUACCAAAAGGUACAGCAAUCUUUUUUGAAUUCAAGCAUUAUAAACCUAAAAAGAAGUUCACAAGCACAAAGUGUUUUGCUUUCAUGGAACUUGAUGAAAUCAAAAGUGGUGGUUGUGUCAUUGAAUUGUAA